Messenger RNA from Penaeus chinensis, 2263 nucleotides. RefSeq names its product putative per-hexamer repeat protein 5. NCBI's taxonomy places the organism in Eukaryota, Metazoa, Arthropoda, Malacostraca, Decapoda, Penaeidae. Bases 29 to 2020 code for a protein of 663 amino acids. The transcript is spliced from 7 exons. Gene Ontology annotation, molecular function: signaling receptor activity. The record is from RefSeq and is a predicted model, not a curated record.
GAAACACAGUCUUCGCGAUCAUUUGAAGAUGUUGUCUCUCCUGCUCGUGCUCUAUCUCUCGGCGCUCGCGUCGUCCGCCUCCGUUCGUGGCGUCAGUGACGUCACAGAACAACAAGGAUGUGACGUCACGGUAGGAGUAACGUACCCAGAGACAGCCGAAGAGGAACCUUCAGUCACGUGUUCAUCGCGGUGCUUUUCUGAUGAUGAACAGACAUGGUUUAUGGGAUCGACGUACAAGCACCUGGCCGGCCUGACAGAGCUUGGCCUCAUGGUCGAAGUCAAGUACGACAAGGCAGCUGUGAUUGACUGUCGGCUGGUUCCUAUUCAGUCAACUUCCAGUCUGCUUGAAGCCUUCCAAGCGUGUGACAAUACCUUCGCUGCAACAACCGCGAGUUCAGCCCCAACUGGAACCAACACUGGAACUUUUAUUCCAACCGGAACCAACGUUCCAACCGGAACCAAUGUUCCAACUGGAACCUUCAUUCCUACUGGAACCAACACAGGAACCUUCAUUCCAACUGAAACCAACACUGGAACCUUCAUUCCAACUGGAACCAACACUGGAACCUUCAUUCCAACUGAAACCAACACUGGAACCUUCAUUCCAACUGAAACCAACACUGGAACCUUCAUUCCAACUGGAACCAACACUGCAACCUUCAUUCCAACUGAAACCAACACUGGAACCUCCAUUCCAACUGAAACCAACACUGGAACCUCCAUUCCAACUGAAACCAACACUGGAACCUUCAUUCCAACUGGAACCAACACUGGAACCUUCAUUCCAACUGGAACCAACACAGGAACCUUCAUUCCAACUGACACCAACACUGGAACCUUCAUUCCAACUGGAACCAACGUUCCAACUGGUACCAACACAGGAACCUUCAUUCCAACUGGAACCAACGUUCCAACUGGUACCAACACUGGAACCUUCAUUCCAACUGGAACCAACGUUCCAACUGGAACCAACACUGGAACCUUCAUUCCAACUGAAACCAACGUUCCAACUGGAACCAACACAGGAACCUUCAUUCCAACUGAAAUCAUCAUUCCAACCGGAACCAACACUGGAACUUUUAUUCCGACUGGAACCAUCAUUCCUGGAACCAGCGUUCCAACUGGAAGCAACAUUCCAACUGGAACCAAUAUUCCAACUGGAACCAACACCGGAACCUUCAUUCCAACUGGAACCAACACCGGAACCUUCAUUCCAACUGAAACCAAUAUUCCAACUGGAACCAACACCGGAACCUUCAUUCCAACUGGAACCAACACCGGAACCUUCAUUCCAACUGGAACUAAUAUUCCAACUGGAACCAAUACAGGAACCUUCAUCCCAACUGGAACCAACAUUGCAACUGGAACCAAUAUUCCAACUGGAACCAACACUGGAACUUUUACUCCAACUGGAACCAAUACAGGAACCUUCAUUCCAACUGAAACCAACAUUCCAACUGGAACCAGCACCUCCACCUCUGUUCCAACCGAGAUUGGAUCUACAACGGAAGACAUCAUCGCCUGCGAGCACAAGGAGACGAGCCCCUCAACCCCAGUGCCAACGACCACCACGACUCGGGUGCCGACGACCACCACGACCCCACCGCCGACGACCACCGCCACCGUGUGCCCCGAGGGAUGGCUCCUGAACGCGGGGUCGUGCUACCACCUCAGCUCCUCUACGGGCUCCUGGGAGGAAGGGAGGGCCUACUGCAGCGACAAUGGCGGGGCCUACGUCAAGAUUUCCAGCGAAGAGGAAUGGGAAUUUGUCAAGAGCCUGUUGUCCGCCAACACGUGGAUUGGCCUCAAUGACCACGAGACCGAGGGAAGCUUCCUCUGGGAUGCCGACGGCUCAGCGCCGGUGUUCACAAAAUGGAACUCUAAUGAACCCAACGACGCAGGAACCGGCGAGGACUGCGCGGAAAUGAACAGGAGGAUGGACUUCCUGUGGAACGACCAGACUUGCUCUGAUGCAAGACAGUUCGCUUGCGAGAUGAACCCCACCAUUCUCUAUGGAUAACCGCUCGACGUCGCGAACCAGUCCAACGGCAGAUGUUGGAGCUGACCCGAAGAUAUUCCAUAUUGCCAGCCGCUGCCAAACAAUCAGUUGCUUGAGAUUUCGAACAUAUAGAAUCAAGGAAGCCGAAAUUAAAGUAGCGCAUGUAAAUGGCGUUAUAUCUAAUUAAUGAGAAAAGAUGUAACACAACUAUAACACAUAUAAUAGGAAAACAGUUUGAAUAUAAAUAAAGUUAUGGCUGCUAAA